Messenger RNA from Procambarus clarkii (red swamp crayfish), 1561 nucleotides. Its product is annotated as methylthioribose-1-phosphate isomerase. Lineage: Eukaryota; Metazoa; Arthropoda; Malacostraca; Decapoda; Cambaridae. Gene Ontology annotation, molecular function: S-methyl-5-thioribose-1-phosphate isomerase activity. The record is from RefSeq and is a predicted model, not a curated record.
AAAAAUAUUUGACUGAGCGAACCUGUCAUACAGUGACGGGCCGGCCACAGCCCCGGGAGACACCUGUCUACCCUCUUCUACACCUGUCUACACCCGUCUACACGUGUCUAUACUUGUCUACGCCACCACCUCUGUCGUCCACACCUGCCUACACCUGAGACAUGACACUCCAGGCAAUAAAAUGGCAGGAUAAGAAGCUACUGGUCCUUGAUCAGCUGCUGCUGCCCAUGGAGUCCAAGUACAUCACCGUCACCAGUGUUGACGAGGGCUGGCAGGUCAUCAACAAGAUGCAGGUCCGAGGAGCUCCUGCAAUUGCAAUCGUAGGUUGCCUGAGUCUUGCUACUGAAUUAAUCAAUUCAUCAUUCACUGAUAAAGAGGAAGUGUUUAAAGCCAUAUCUGAAAAGCUGGAGUAUCUAGUAACAGCACGACCCACUGCAGUUAACAUGAAGAAAGCUGCUGAUGAACUGACAGCUAUCAGCAAAAAAUUAUGUGAAGAUAGUAUUACUGUUGCAGAUAUGAUCGAACUGGUAACUAAUUGGUGCCAGAAGAUGUUAGAAGAUGAUGUAAACACCAACAAAAAGAUUGGUUGGUUUGGUGCCGACUCCAUAUUAAAGGCUGCUGGAGACAAGAAUGUACAGCUUCUCACCCACUGCAACACUGGCUCGCUGGCCACUGCUGGCUACGGCACGGCGCUUGGGGUUAUUCGCUCCAUUCAUGAGCAGGGACGCUUGGAACAGGCUUACUGCACAGAGACCCGACCAUACAACCAGGGGGCACGCCUCACUGCCUACGAGCUGGUGUUUGAGAAGAUGCCGGCUACUUUGAUCUGUGAUAGUAUGGCAGCGGCCUUGAUGAACUGUCGCAACAUUAAUGCUGUUGUCGUUGGAGCUGAUAGAGUUACUAGGAAUGGCGAUACUGCUAACAAGAUAGGUACAUAUCAGUUAGCCGUCACUGCGAAGUGUCACAAUGUUCCUUUUUACGUGUGUGCACCUACUACAUCUAUUGACCUAAGCUUAGAUGAAGGCAAGGAAAUUCCUAUUGAAGAGCGACCACAUGACGAAAUGACAGAUAUUGCCGGAAUUCGGAUUGCUUCACCAGGUAUAUCAUGUUGGAAUCCAGCCUUUGAUGUCACACCUGCAGAGUUGAUCACUGGCGGCAUUGUCACGGAACUAGGAGUCUUCAAACCUGCAGAGCUGCAAAACAAGUUGAGAGCUCAAUAAUUUUAUAUGAAAGUCGUGUUUCAGUGGGUGUCAAAACUAGCAAAUUCAUCAGAAAUUGUAGUUCCUGUAAGCUAAGAAGAAACUAAUCCCAGUAUUCUGGCAUGACUUGUUGUAACAUGUAGAGUCUUGCUAUUGAAAUAUGUCAAUAAUUUAGCGUAUUAGCUCAAACAUGGAGUAAGUUAAUAGUGCUAGAGAAUAAGGUGAAUGAUUUGUCUAUAUUGUACAUAAAAGAAAGCAUAUGUACAGAUUUUAAAAUUCAUAAUAAGCCUCGUGUACUGUAGUGCCAACAUACAAAAAAAAUUGCCAUUACAAUGAUUAGAUUUAAUAAAGUUUUAAUUAUA